GAGAGAGAGAGAAAGAGAGGAUUCCUCGUCAUCGUCGAUCGCGCUCCCGGUCGUGCCGAGUCUCGCGCGAGUUGUUGCCGCGAGUGCGAAGAUUUUCGGCCGGCGCGCUCCUCGCGCGGGAUAGGAGUCGCGACAACCGGAUGAGAUUCCGCUUCUCGAAGAGAUCGCGGGAGUGCGGCUCGUGGCAACGUGUGCGAGAUACGAGUGUACGUCGGGCGCGCGCGCGUGUCCGUGCGUACGCGCACGUACGUGCCCCGCCUGAGAGGAAGGAAGAGAGAAAGAGAGAGCGAACGCGGCGUAUCCGCGGGCGCGUAUUUGUCGGCGCGCACGUUGAGAGUGCAUCGCGCGCGCGAGCGUGCGUGCGAGCGAGCGAGCGAGCGAGAGGGAGGGUGGAUGCAUGCGUACGCACAUGUGCACGGUGUGCAACCAUCACCGGCAGUAAUGAGGGGGUAAAUCGGUUCGGACGCGCGCCACUCUGUCUCUCUCUCUCUUUCUCCCCACCUCCCCAUCUCUCUCUCUCUCUCUCUCUCUCUUUCCCUCGCAGUAAGAUCCUCGCAGAACACGCAGCGAAAGAAACGGAUGGUUUUCAGACGAACGGCGAUAACGAGGGCACCGCCGGGAACUCAGUCAAUUGGUACCGCGCGUCGUCGGCGAACGAUGAUAUUUAACUGCGGACCGCGUGCCACACAGUGACAGCCGGCGUGGAGGCAAGGGGAAGACCGGAAGAGACCGUCGCCAGACCGCAGACGGAGCCAGAAGUCGGAGGGAUGGUGGUUUGAGAUCGGCGAGAGACGACACCGGGAAGGCGACGCACGUGAGAGCGACUCUCUGACAGACCCUCCCCUCCCCCACGAGGUGAAUAGACACAACGAUGGUAGAUACACAACAUUUUUGUCUGCGAUGGAACAAUUACCAGAGCAGCAUAACCUCGGCGUUUGAGAACCUGCGGGACGAUGAGGACUUCGUGGACGUGACGCUGGCCUGCGACGGCAAGAGCCUCAAGGCGCAUCGCGUCGUUCUCUCCGCCUGUAGUCCGUACUUCAGAGAAUUGCUCAAGAGCACGCCGUGCAAGCACCCAGUGAUAGUGCUCCAGGAUGUAGCGUUCAGCGACUUGCAUGCCUUAGUGGAGUUCAUUUAUCACGGCGAGGUGAACGUACAUCAGCGUUCUCUCAGUAGUUUUCUGAAGACGGCGGAGGUCCUCAGGGUAUCGGGCCUCACGCAGCAGGCCGACCAGACCGACAGAGAUGAGCUGUCGCAUGUCCGCGCGUUGGCGGCCGGCGGCAAUCACCUGCCGUUCCACGACAAGUCGGAGGAGACCUUCCCUCGCGGCGGCUCGCCCACGCCCGUGACCCCUACGCCGACCACGGUGCAGCAGCUACUGCGCCGUGCCCAGAUACGCCGGAACGAGAGACGCACCCCGGACCCGCACGACGAGUCGGUGAAGAGACCGCGGGUGCCGUCGCCGCCGCUCAACAACAACGACGCCACGCCCACGGACUUCUCGAUGGUGAAGAACAACCACCUGUCGACGAAGGUGGAGGGCAACGGGGUGCACGACGAGAACAGCCUCGUCGAGGGCAAUAUCAAGUGCGAGCCGUUGGAGCUGACCGGCGGCAACGGCGGCGGCAACGCCGGCAACAACGAGGACUCGUCGGACUCCGGCGCCGCGGCGUCGGACCGGCCGCCCGCGUCCGCGAGCAGCAACGAGCACGAGCCGGAGCCGGAGCACACGUCCGCGCAGAACUUCCUGCCGGAGAGCAAGCUCUUCACGUCGACGCCCGGCAGCUUCAACUUCAGCAUGGCGGCGCUCACCACCGAUCACACGCCGUUGUCAGUGAAAUUUCCAGGGCUGGGCCACGGCUUGCAGACACCGGAUCUAGCGGGCACCUCGCAAGGUCUGUUGGCCGGCAGCGGCGCGAGCGAUGAGUUUCGAUGCGAGCCGUGCAACAAAAACCUGACCUCCCUAACGCGGUUGAAGCGGCACAUACAGAACGUGCACACCAGGCCCAGCAAGGAACCGAUCUGUAACAUCUGCAAGCGGGUUUACUCCAGUCUAAACAGUCUACGCAACCACAAGAGCAUCUACCAUCGACAGCACAACAAAAGCGAGCAGCAGAGAAAGGAAGUAGCGCAGGCCCGCGAGUGGCAGAGAGACCAGAGAGAACACACCGAGAGAAAUUACUCUGCGCAGCAACAGCAGCAGCAGCAGCAGCAGCAGCAGCAGCAGCAACAACAGCAGCAACAGCAACACCAGGCUCAACAACACCCGCGAAUGGGAUGAGAUUGCUCACCGUUUGUUCCCUUCGCUUUCUCUCUCUCUCCCUCUGUCACGAAUCUUUUAGUGACCAGGGUGUACCGGAUGUUCACGCGACACAGGCGUUUGUUGUCGUUAUCGAUACGGAUUAAGAUCCGACGCGACCCGGAAUUUUGGGAUCGCCGGCGAUUAAAAUACGCAUUUCUCGCUGCACAGCGAAAUAUAUAGGUCGACGGAUUCGAAACGUAGAAAUCUCGGUUUUCUUCGUUCGUUAUACCGUAUUCGAACACUAAUGAGGAAGACAGGCAGUUCCAACUGUUCAAAGUGCGAAAGAAAGCCGAUCGAUCAUACGAUUGUUUUGCGACUUGAUGUGAUCUAGCGUAACGUUAAUGACUUGUCGCAGAGUAGCGUAGAGGAAUCACAAACGAGUUGAAUCACUUGAGUCGGUAGCGUGUCGAUGAAGCAGAUUUGAUCGGUUUCUAAUGCGAACGUACCCCGGAUAGUUUUCUAUCGUCGUUCGAGGGACGCACUCGCGACAAAGUAGUCGUCUGUGGAACAUAAUGCGCCUUCGUUUGUGACGAUCGGUGAAAUGCAGGUCGAACGAGCGACGUCUUGAAGUAAAAUGCGUAGCCGAGAAGGUGAUUCAGGUAUGUCGCCUCAUGAGCAGACGAGCGACAACGCGCAUUGAUAUUUUUUACGACGAAUGAUCUGCAGCACUUGUAAAUAGCGUUGCGACACGAGUGAAAGAUCGGGCCGAAGGUCCGCGUGUAUUAGAAUCUGAGCGAUUACUUAUGUGAUAGGCAUAACUCUUUCGAUUUUCGACAAGGGCCACGCGAUUUGUUGUUAUUUUUAUAUAUUAUUUAUGUGACGAGCACACACGAUAAUUGCAGACAAGUUCUGUUUUCUGUUUAUCGCCCUACGUGGCGAUACAAGGAAAGGUGCGGUACAAAAACGGGAUAAUAAAAUAUUAUUUAAUGUAUCUAAUUUAUUCGUAAUAUUCCUUCAGACAAGGCAAUUAUAAUUCGAUAAAGUAGUGAGCCCUUUUCCCUCCGUUCUCCUUAAUUUUCCUUCUUACCCGAUACAAUGCUCGUCCUUUGUUCUUUCCUUCAUACCCUAUAUCCACGACAGAGGAUUCUUUGCUGUGAUUUAGCAAUAAGAUUUCGUUUUCAAGGAUUUAAAAUAUAUACUUGCAUCACGACACACGCGUCGUCCAAUUCUAUCAAUUUAUUCAGCGCUAUUUGCAGAAUUGAUAAGUCUUCCGCGAUUUUCACACGGAAAAUUAACAUUUUUAUACUUUUAUGUCACUUUAAUUUCAAAUUUCUAUAAUUUAUUGAAUCGGAAAUAAAAUGUAUAAAUAUGUUGCAGAAGCUUAAUUGAUUUUUGCACAAUUGUGUUUGCGCCCAUCACGUUUGUAUAGGGUUUACUUGUUAAAAUAUUCAUUUUACCUUAGGCUGGUUUACUUAAACCUGUAUAUAGCGUAAACGCGAGAAUUAAUAUCGAUAUUUUCAAGUGCAAGUGGGAGAAGCAUCCGUAAAUUAUAAGUAUUGUUAUUUAUCAUAGUUUUUUCAGAUUGUUCCACGUUUUGAUGCUUUACUUUGUGCAUGCACAUGUAUCAGCAUUUACACGGUGUUUCUGUAUUAUUAUUAAUUACAAUUUUCAAGCAAUGUGUUCUUAUUAUUUCAGAUUACUCAAACACACUCGCGUUUAAGAAACAUUAUUGAAAAAAAAUUAUGGAGAAAAAUUGUUCAAGUUGUGUGUCAGCAAGUAAACAAGACGCGCAUUAAAAGAUUAUAAUCGCUAAAAAUAAACGGCACAUCUAUUGACACAGAACGUAUACAUGCGUGUGCGUGCGUGCGUACGUGCGUGCGUGCGUGCGUGCGUGCGCGCGUGUACCCAUAUUAAUGUAUUUUCGCUUACUUGUCGUAUUUUUGGGGAAGGCACGUUCAUUUCUGGACAUACCGUCCUUUCUCUUACUUAUAAAUGAAAGAAAUAAAUUUUUCAUCAUCCGAUGUUAUCAUUAUAUAUCUUUUCUAUUUGAUGUGUUGUAGUAGUUGUUAUCGCCAUUAACAUUUUUCUCUAUCGGCAAGUUUUCAUAUUAUUGUUGCUGCUGCUAUUGUCACUCCUGCUACUAUUGCCUCUACUAUUACACUCUCUACUGUGACCGUUACUAUUAUUUUAUAUAUAUAUAUAUAUAUAUAUUAGUUACCGUUACCGUCGUCGCCUCUACUGUUGACACCACAGAUACCACCCUUUUUCCAUCGAAAGUCAGUUAAUAUGCCGGAAGAAAGUGGCACGUUUACUUUUACAGCUCGGAGAAAGGUAUGUGCGGACAUUUCGUUGCUUGUUAAGCUCGCUUGGAAUACCUUUUUCUCUCAUCGGGCAUCGUUUCCAUUUCACUCGGUACCCCGUCGUAAAUGUUCAUAAAUUACGAUAAGUACGCAAGGAAGUAUAAUUUAUCGCCUUAUCAAUCAUUUCUGGAUUUCU
This is a messenger RNA of Vollenhovia emeryi, 4738 nucleotides long. RefSeq names its product broad-complex core protein isoform 6-like (gene br). Lineage: Eukaryota; Metazoa; Arthropoda; Insecta; Hymenoptera; Formicidae. Gene Ontology annotation, cellular component: nucleus. The record is from RefSeq and is a predicted model, not a curated record. The transcript is spliced from 6 exons. Gene Ontology annotation, biological process: regulation of transcription by RNA polymerase II. Gene Ontology annotation, molecular function: protein binding. Bases 872 to 2281 code for a protein of 469 amino acids.